CCGUAAAACCAUAAGAGGAAGAAAAGGCUACUUUUUAACGCCCUCUGAUAGCCAUCUACGAAGAAGCUUCAGUAUUAGUUUCUAAGUAGCACUAACAGAAGAUGGCGCAAAAGUUAAGCUAACACGUUCAUUCGAGCUCUUAGAAGGGUCGGACAUAUUCGGUAAAACAUCGAAGUUAUUGCAACAUUCUGUAUGUUGCUGAAACUAGCUAGCUGGUGACUGUUUUACUUAUUAUAAGUCUGUUAUUGAAGGAAAAACGCGCGAGAGCGGGUGAAGUUAGCGUCUACAAGUCUCUUUGGAUACGGCUAAUUCCUGGAGUGAGGAUGCUAGCCGCCGAAGUGUAGAGGGGCGCCAACCAUGGGCAAUUAAGAGAUGCUUUAAGGAGAGGAGUGCCUGGAGCCUGAUAGCCGACGUAUCUGAGCUUCUGUAAUGGACGACCAGUGUGUGUCCCACAGCAGUCCUCAGCGCAGCGGAGGUCAGGCCGGCACAGAGACGCAGAGGCAGGGACGGCCCAGUGUUAUCAGGUGUGGGUGGCUCAGGAAGCAAGGAGGUUUUGUCAAGACUUGGCACAGCCGCUGGUUUGUUCUCCGAGGGGAGCAGCUCUACUAUUACAAAGACGAGGAGGAGACCAAAGCCCUGGGAGCCAUUUUCUUGCCUGGAAACAAAGUUUCAGAGCAUCCAAGCAGCAGUGAUGAUGGGGGGAAAUUUCUCUUUGAGGUCAUUCCAGGGGGAGACAGAGAGCGGAUGACAGCCAACCAUGAGACCUACCUUCUUAUGGCCAGCACCCAGAAUGACAUGGAGGAUUGGGUGAAGACGAUCCGCAGGGUCAUCUGGGCUCCUUUUGGUGGAGGGAUUUUUGGUCAGAAGUUGGAGGAAACUGUGCGAUAUGAACGCCGCUUUGGGAACAAACUGGCCCCCAUGCUGGUGGAGCAGUGCGUGGACUUCAUUCGGCAGUGGGGCCUCAGAGAGGAGGGACUGUUCAGGCUGCCUGGACAGGCCAACCUGGUCAAAGAGCUGCAGGAUGCUUUCGACUGCGGGGAGAAACCUUCUUUUGAUUGUAACACCGAUGUGCACACAGUAGCCUCUCUCCUGAAGCUGUACCUCAGAGAGCUGCCCGAGCCCGUCAUCCCCUUCCACAAGUACGAUGACUUCCUGGCCUGUGCCAAACUCCUCAGCAAGGAUGAUGAAACGGGCAUGAAGGAGUUGAGAAGGCUUGUUGAUUGUCUACCUCCAGUGAACUACAAUCUUCUGAAGUACAUCUGCAGAUUUCUAGAUGAAGUCCAGUCAUAUUCAGGAGUGAACAAGAUGAGCGUCCAGAACUUAGCCACAGUUUUCGGGCCAAACAUCCUGAGGCCGAAGGUUGAAGAUCCAGUGGCGAUAAUGGAAGGUACUGUUCUGGUCCAACAGCUCAUGGCUGUUCUGAUUGGCCGACAUGACGUUCUGUUCCCCCACAGCGAGGACAGCCCAACAGCUCUGGAGCUGGUCAACAACAACAACAUUGAACCACUAAAACGACAAAAAAACACAACUACUACCUCUGCCAUUACUGCUGUGUCUCAGAACGCUGAGAACAACAACACCCAGACAGUCAGGCAGUGUGUCUGGGAAGCUCCUGAGUCUCCCUCACAUCGCCAGCAUGUUGAUAACAGCAGCUCCCCACGGUCAGCGAGCCCUCAUAACGGAGUCAUAGGACGCUUUGAUAUGACCCGCAGCCCGCCACUGACUGUAAAAAAGAACCCUGCUUUCAGCAAAGGGAGUGGGAUUGUUACAAAUGGCUCCUUUAGCUCCUCCCCCUCCUCUGAUCCUAAUCAAGAGAAGGGUCAGACUUUACCAGGAGGUGGGAGUUUACCGAUGGCACGGCGUAGUGGAGCUCUCAAAGGCUCCGGGACAAAAAUGGGAACCAGUGGUGUAACGAGCGGAAGCGGCAGUGGGGGUAGCGGGACUGGAGUUGUCCGAUUGGGUGUUUCUGGCACUGAGACACAAAGCCGCAAUGUUCUGUGGAUGCCAAACGGCUCUGUCACGUUACGUGACAGCAACAAAACACACACAGAUCAAACAUCCAAUCAGAACCGGCUUUCUACUUAUGACAAUGUCCACUUAAACCAUCAGAACCAGCAGCAGAACCACGUCACUAACACGUGUCUGAACAGCAGCUGUGAGGACAAGCAGAGUGUAGACAGCGCCACCUGGUCCACCUCCUCCUGUGAAAUCUCUCUCCCAGACAACUCCACUUCCUGUCGCUCCUCCACCACCACCUGCCCUGAGCAGGACUUCUAUGGGGGUCACUUUGAGGACUUGGAUGGACCAGGGCAGGAAAAUGACCCUCCUCAGUCUGGAGGAGGAGGAGAGGCAGAGGGCAGGAACAGCAACAGAGAGGCCAGCGGAGAUGCAACAGGGCGGAGCAGUCGGGGCACCAGCAGUAGUGAGAACAGUGACGGUCCUACUGUGGGUAACGGACCUGGCAGUCACAGCGCUCUACACAGUUUAGUGGCCAGUCUGAAACAGGAGAUGCAAAAACAGAAGGCAGAGUAUGAGGCUCGGAUAAAAAGCUUGGAGCAGCGUAACCUGGACCUGGAGACCGAAAUGGUGAACCUUCACGAGGAGCUGGACCAGGAGAGGAAAAAGUACACGAUGGCCGAGAUCAAGUUACGUAACGCAGAGCGCGCCAAGGACGACGCAGAGAGAAGAAAUCAGAUGCUGCAGAAAGAGAUGGAACAGUUUUUCUCCACGUUCAGUGACCUCACUGCAACUGGCAACGCCGCUGUAACCGACCCCCGGCGACCAGAACGCAACAACCCCAUCUGGAUACAGUGAGGGAGGGUGGGCGGGGGACGUAGAGCAAAGACUGAAAAUUAUAUGAUGUGAACAUUACGAGGGCUCCAAACAGGAUUUGGCUGCUGGCUGCAGAGGGGAAGUUUGGAAAAGGAAGGUUAAGGCAUGUUUUAAUUUAAGAAAUAGGAGAUGCAGGGCUAAUGUGAGCCAACUUUAUAAAUACAGACAUCACCUGGAGUGAUGCCACACUGACAUUCUCUGUAAAUACAGCAUUAUUUAAACAAAAAGACACUCUGACUUGUUCAGAAACUGAAUCAGUCACUCCCCUGACUACGCAGUGAAGUAAAGGUAAAACAUACUACAGUGUAUGAUAAUACACAGUUAUACCUCUGUUUUACUGAAGCUCCUGGAGCUUAAAGGAGUAAAAAAAAAAACGAUUAAAAGGAAGCAAUCUUCAAAUAAAAAAAACAUCAUGGUCGUAAAAAGACAAGAACUCCUCCCUAUUGUAAUCCACUUUUAAAAUCCAAUCAAACAUGUUACUGGGAUUCUACAUCUGCUCUUGUACAUAGAGGGAAAGCUAAGCAGAAACACACACAGUGUCAUAUGUUUGUAAAAAGGAAUGAGAAUAAUACUUAAAUGUUUAUCUGAUAUUUAAGCUCGUAUCAAUGUGUGAUGUGUGUUUUAUAUUAAGACUUUUCCUUGCACUUACAUGUUCUGCGAGUCUCUGCAAGGUGGUACUGAAUGUUUUGUUGCUCGAUGUGUGCUCAGUUUAAAUUGGACAAUAUACUGUAAAUGUGCCUGUGCUUCUGUGCUGUUUCUUUUACCCCCAUGACCAAAAAAAGAGCUUGUAUGUACAUACUUUAUGGAUAUUUGUAGACGCUUCUAGUUAGUCAGCACUGUGGUUUGACUCAUAAUCUGAUGGAUGCGGCACCAGUUAGGAUGAUACUGAAUGGGGGAUGUUUUUUUUAGCUUUAAAAGAUGAAUAUGAAGAUUUGCACGAUGAGUAAAUGGUAUUAAUCCCAGGUAAAAUGGAAGCAACUAUCAUGGACUUAAAGUUCAGGCAACACGUUUUAAUCUCUCUAAUUAGGAAUUUGCUUCACAUCAACACAAACAAAAUUCCAGUUUAAAGCUUUUCCUUGCCAAUACUCAGGCUUCAUAAUGGCUGAUACUGAAGACCCCUUAAAAACUUCUAAAUACUGAUAGAGAAACACCAUCUACAUUGAAACCAGCUGAUUUUUGUAGAUUGGCCUAUGUAUUUGACCAGUACACUGACUGAUAUGUUCUUUGUUCUACAGAUAUUGCUUCCAAGGUAGUUUAUCAGUACUGGUAGUUUUCUGAUGCCAGCAUGAGUGGCAUUAAAAUUAUCAUUGUUAUGAAGCUGAUACUAAUACAGAUUCUGGUACUGGUUUUGGUAGUUUGCUCAUACAGAUGUGGAAACUGCUGCUGGUGUUGGUCUGAUACUGAUCUGAACUAAACAGAUUUUUCUUUUUUCAAACAUGUAAAAAAUCAAAUAUUGCACAAAAAGUAGUAGUUUCUGAUAGGGUUACUGAUACUGGUAUCAAUAUUGUUCUAAUACUGAUACCAGUACUUGUAUCUGUAAUGGUAAUCAGUGUUGGGUAGCAUUAACUUAAAAAGCGAACUUGUUUGAUUGUUCCACUCAUUUGGUCAUUAAAGGAAUAUUUCUGUAUUUUUGUAUGAGGUGCUUAGCAAAAGUAAUAAUGGAACUAGCCUCCAGAGAUUUCACUCUGCAUUGCCCCUUUAAGGAGAGCGCGGGGGGCAAUGGCAAGGACACUAGGCUAUACAGCAACUCAGAUCGCUACAGUUGCUCUCCAUUAUUUAGUGAGUUUUAGGUAGAAAGAUGGGACAAAAAAAACAAUGCCGGCCCAAAUGUACACUAUAUCAAAAAGAAAACCAUGGAAGUGCUUUUUUUUUUUUUUUUUUUUUUUUAAAUCCUGAAUUAAAGAAAAGAAGCCAUGGUAAAAACCAGCUGAUCUGGAGAUGACAAUACACAGAGGGGAAUGAACACAUAGCCGAAAGCUGCACCACAAAUUAGUGGCAACCACGGAGGCUUUCCAGAGAAAAUUAAAUGCUUUAAAUGUUUUGGAUGUUGCGUAGACUUGAGCCAACAUUACGUUUGGCCCAUUUUUACUUGAAACUUGUUAAUCUUGCAAAGCAACUGUACCCAUCUGUGGUACAAGGGGUUGCUUACUGUUUAGGUUAUCUCUAAUACCGGUGCUAAAUCAAUACCUUUUAUAUGGUGCUGAUGCCUAAAUGGUGCCUGCUCUGAAUCUUUUGAGAGAAAAGGAUGUGCUGAAAGUCAGUGGGAGAGGAAGAGUUUACUGGGUAAUGUAAUUGAUUCAUAAAAAUAAUUUUACAAGACACCAGUCUAACAUGGGAUGAGAAAAGGAAACUGCUAUAACUCAACUCCUAAUUCACGCAAAUUCCAUUACAUAUUCUGGCCUUUCAUUCAGUACAAAAGGUAUCAAAUUCAGUAUUGAUAUCUGUGUUGUAAUUUGGUCCGGUACAGGUAGAUUGGUACCAGUACCCUGUAGAUUUCAAUACUCAUCCAUAUGUAUUACCAUAGAGCUAAGCUUCCUUGCUGAUGCCAGCAGUACGCUCUCUCCUUAAAGGGGCAGAACACUGAAAUCUCUGAAGGCUAAUGCCAUUACUGUUGUCAAGUACCCUUACACAACACAACUCCAAAAUAGCCAAAAUCUCCCUUUAAAAUGGCACAUAGCCAGCACUCUUGGUAGUUUUCUGAUACUGAUAGGAACUAUUGAUAUUUUUUCUUGGAAGGAUAUUAGUGUUGUUAUUGUUGGAAUAAUUGUACUGGUAUAAGUACUGGUAACCAGAUACAAAAACUGAUUUAAGCAGCCUAUUUGUGGCCUGUCAAUUCAAUGCAGCCAUCUGGUUCACCUAACUGCUGAUUUAGAGACAGAAUCUUGUCACGGGUCAUGGCAAACUCUGAUCAGUUUUCGUGGUCAAACAUGACAAAGUGUUGGCAUAGUUACUAUGAGGGGUACACCAAAAGCAGUGAUGAAAGUCACCUUAGUGUCAGUAUCAACUAAAAUUUUAUAUUAAACCCUGAUUUUCCCUUCUCUAAUUGUAACAUCUCUAAUGUCUAGUUUUAAAAAUCAACCUUGAAAUCUACAUGACAGGACUAGUUUAAAUCCUGACAUAGUCCAAAGAAAGAGUUGCAGAGCUAGUUUCAUGUUUGUUGGUGAUAACUGUGAAUAAGGGGGAUUACUGCAUCAAGUCUGUCCACGUCUAGGACAUAAACAGCCUGGUUGUUAGCUUGUGUAGCAAGUUGUGCGUGCAUGGUGCAUGAGUGCUUGAGGGCCAGUGUACAAUAAGUGAAUGUCUGUACAGUGACUGCAUAUCAAUGAGGAGUGUAUUGAUGUAGCUUUUAACCAAACGUCUACAAAGCGUGGAUUUGCUGAUGGGUACAAAACAGGACAGUCAUGUGACUGCAGACCUGAGCUGGACUUCUGCAAAGAGAGGUGCGCACAAACCGGCCGCUGGCUCGUCUUUCCUCUGAAGACCAGGUGUCCUUUAAACCUGCUGCUGGUCAAUGCAGGACAUGAAGAAUGUGCACACAGAGAGGAAAAAAAAGUGCCUGAACAAGUGAAAGACGGAGGGCGGGGAGAGCUCAGACUUCUCAUUUUGCACCCUUCACCGGGAAGUAAUGGGCUUAAUCCGAGCUGGCAGCGGCUCCUGGUUUUGUGAAUUCAACACAAAAGAGCAGAUUAUGGACACAGGGCGAGAGGGACGGGAGGACUGGGAUGGUGGAAUAUUUUCAUGACAUGAUACUUGACACACAAAAGAACUUAAAAAAAUGACUUAAUAUGAAUAA
Molecule: messenger RNA, 6625 nt
Organism: Cheilinus undulatus (humphead wrasse)
Lineage: Eukaryota; Metazoa; Chordata; Actinopteri; Labriformes; Labridae
Gene: arhgap24
Product: Rho GTPase activating protein 24
Exons: 10
Coding region: 430-2814 (794 amino acids)
Biological process (GO): activation of GTPase activity; wound healing, spreading of epidermal cells; signal transduction
Cellular component (GO): focal adhesion
Molecular function (GO): GTPase activator activity
Source: RefSeq, a predicted model, not a curated record